GUCUAGUCCUGACUCCCUACAUCAUUUUCACAUUUUCACAGCUUUGGGACACUUCUUCACAUGGCGGAGGCGCACGUGAACGUGUAAACAGAGAGGGGGAGAGGGUGAAAGAGAGUGAGAGAGCGUUAGUGAGUGAGUGUGAGUGCUUUCUCACUCCCUGAUCUCAGUCUGUUCUGUGUGUAUGGGAGGCAGGGUCGUGAUGGUGUGGCUAGAGGACUGAAGCAGAGCACUCUACUACUAACGGGGUUUCCCUCCUCCCUUUCUGUCUCUAUCUCUCUAGAUUUUGACUGACACACUUGGCAAGAAUGAGCUCGCGCUCGCCAGUCAAGGCGGACAGCAUCCCCACGCAAGACCCGUCUCUCACGCCUUGGAACAUCAGCUCUGUAAGCGCGCAUCGCCUGAUGGAGCUUCCGCCCGCGUCCACCUCAGUUGCCAUGACAGUGCGAUGGCCCUUCCCAACGGUGGAUGUCCCAGACCACCACCACUACACCCUCGGGUCCGUCAUCCUCGCCGUCGGCAUCACAGGCAUGGUGGGAAACUUCCUCGUCAUGUAUGCCUUCUGCAGGAGUCGGAGUUUACGUACUCCAGCCAACAUGUUCAUUAUUAACCUGGCGUUGACAGACUUCCUCAUGUGUGUGACUCAGACCCCCAUAUUCUUCAUCAACAGCAUGCACAACAGGUGGAUCUUUGGAGAGAAAGCAUGUGAGCUGUAUGCGUUCUGUGGAGCGUUGUUUGGGAUGACCAGUAUGAUCACACUGCUGGUGAUCGCCGUGGACCGCUACUUCGUCAUCACACGGCCGCUGGCAUCCAUGGGUGUGAUGUCCCGACGUCGGGCCCUCUAUGUCAUGGCUGCUGCCUGGUUCUACUCUAUGUUCUGGUCCCUACCUCCCUUCUUUGGCUGGAGUGCGUACGUCCCAGAGGGGUUGAUGACGUCGUGUUCGUGGGACUACAUGACAUUCACGCCGUCCGUCCGCUCUUACACCAUGCUGCUCUUCAUCUUCGUCUUCUUCAUCCCCCUCUUCAUCAUCAUCUACUGCUACAUCUGCAUCUUCAUCGCUGUACGCAGCGCCACGAGGGCCGUGUGUAAGAUAAACGAGGGCACCAGGGACUCAGUGAAGAGCAUGCAUAAGAUGAAGACUGAGUGGAAAACGGCCAAGAUCGCUCUCAUCGUCAUCCUGCUCUACGUCAUCUCCUGGGCUCCGUACUCCUGUGUCGCGCUCACCGCCUUCGCAGGAGGGUAUGCUGACAUGCUAACUCCGUAUAUGAACUCUGUUCCUGCUGCCAUCGCUAAAGCCUCUGCCAUCCACAACCCUAUAAUAUACGCUAUAACACACCCCAAAUACAGGCUAGCUAUCAGUAGGUACAUUCCAUUUAUGGGUGUGUUGCUGUGUGUUCCUACCAGAGAUCGUUAUAGCAACAGCAGCUUCAUGUCCUCCACCCGUCGCUCAACCCUCACCAGUACAACAUCUGACCCCGGUAAGACUGGCAAGCCCCGCCAGUCCUCCUUGUCCGACAGCGAAUCAGCAUUUACGGACACGGAGGCGCAACACUCCUCUCGUCCGGCCAGUCGUCAGGUGUCCAGUGAUGUCACCCAGCUCCAGCCCACCUUUUCCCAGAGGUCAAAAGGUCAUUCCUCCCUGAAGGUGAAAGGUCGCGACUCAGGAGCGUUUGAGAAAGCAGCUUCUCAGUCCCCCUCUGACCCUGCUGUCUGCCGCCUGCAACACGUCACUACGCUGACAGAGCCAGAGGACAUCUCCAUGUCUGAGAUCGUUGGUUUGACUAAUAUCCUUCCUGCUACUCUGGAUGAUGUCAGAGAGGAGAAGUGGUCUCAAGGUGUUAGUGAGCGUGGCUCUUCCACAUGCCUAACCGACCUGAUCCCUGCCAUGGUACUCACGUCUACGUCUAGCCCCUCCUCCAUCUCCCUGCUACAAAGACAAGGUUCCCGAGGCAACCCAGCCAAUAACAGCAGUAAAGGGGCGGGGCUUGCUGAUGUUGUGCAGUUGGACAAUGUGUGACACAGCUGUGUGUGGGUUGCUUCUUUCCUCCUCUACGGGGUUCUACGCUACCACCUUGCUAUCUACUGUAACUCAUGCGCUGUGUGUGUGUGUGUGUGUGUGUGUGUGUGUGUGUGUGUGUGUGUGUGUGUGUGUGUGUGUGUGUGUGUGUGUGUGUGUGUGUGUGUGUGUGUGUGUGUGUGUGUGUGUGUGUGUGUGUGUGUGUGUGUGUGUGUGUGUGUGUGUGUGUGUGCAUUAGUGUUUUGUAUUUAUGAAUUUAGAGAAGUUUUCCGUUGAAGUGUAGAAAACACAGAAUGUGAAACAGUUUGUUGGUGACUUUCCUUUUUAUUUCUUUAAACAAUGAGGAUUGUGAAAAUGUGGUCCCCUCCAUCCCCUCUUUCUUUCCCUCUUUCCCUCUCUCCUCCCCC
Messenger RNA from Oncorhynchus nerka (sockeye salmon), 2422 nucleotides. RefSeq names its product melanopsin-A-like. The coding region runs from base 306 to 2015 and encodes 569 amino acids. Gene Ontology annotation, cellular component: plasma membrane. The transcript is spliced from 11 exons. NCBI's taxonomy places the organism in Eukaryota, Metazoa, Chordata, Actinopteri, Salmoniformes, Salmonidae. The record is from RefSeq and is a predicted model, not a curated record. Gene Ontology annotation, molecular function: G protein-coupled photoreceptor activity. Gene Ontology annotation, biological process: phototransduction; cellular response to light stimulus; visual perception.